Molecule: messenger RNA, 1631 nt
Organism: Aspergillus heteromorphus CBS 117.55
Lineage: Eukaryota; Fungi; Ascomycota; Eurotiomycetes; Eurotiales; Aspergillaceae
Product: regulator of G-protein signaling domain-containing protein
Exons: 2
Coding region: 345-1631 (428 amino acids)
Source: RefSeq, a predicted model, not a curated record
GCGGGGUUGGCUGCUCUGCACGACCGCCGUCAGGCCGUCGUGCGCCUUGGAGACUGGAGUUGGAUCAUUUCAUUUAUUCAUUCAGGAUCAUGGGGUUUGCAGUAGUCGAGGGGGGGGCUGCCCGGAGACUUGUUCUCCGGGUCCGGAUUGGUAUACACGACUACCUACGGAGUACUACUCCGUACAAGUACCGUAACGGUGGGAGCGUUGACAGGGAUGUGAGGGAAGGCAGGGAGUGGAAUUCUUUGUGUCGCCAUUCCGGUGCCAUGGGCAGCAUUCAUUCAUUUCAUUCAUUAUUCUUCUGCCUUCCCGUUGCAAACUAAAAACCUGCGUCAAGUCUCGCCAUGUGUCGGGUGGAUGCGCAAACACGUCUGUCUAGAGUCUGGCAGUCGCCCCGGGAGCUCGACACUCUGGCGAAACACUGCGUCUACUGUCUCGGUUGCCUACGAUUUAAAGGGGACCUUCAGGGUGUCAACUCCUCUUCACCUUAUUCCAAUAACCGCCGCACGCUGUACGCGAUGCUCAAAAAGAAGACCCUACAUCCACCCAUACUGUUCCGACACCAUUCUCCGACCACGACCCCCGAGCUUUCCCCCACGUCUUCCUCGUCGGAUAGCGAGUCGGACGAGGACAUGGACUCUUCCGGUUCGCGCCCGCUGAGUCUGACCGUCCCCCCCGGUGCUUUCUGUCCCAUGCGACCGUCCCUGGACGAGGUGCUAGCGAACACCGCCCCGGCCCCUUACACCCUCAGCGCUUUCAUGGCCUACCUCUCGCAGAACCAUUGCCUGGAGACCCUCGAGUUCACCAUGGAGGCCAAGCGGUACCGCGAGACCUACGACGCCCUGAGCCACCAGCUGAACGAAUUGCCCAUUGCCACGGAAUGCCCCGAAUCCCAGCACCUGCGGAUGCUCUGGCAGCGACUGUUGACCGCGUACGUCUUCCCCGGAUCGCCGCGGGAGAUCAAUGUUUCCAGCGAGGUGCGGGAUGACAUCCUGAGACACGCAAAUCUCACCUACCCCCCGUGCCCGGAGACCCUGGACGCUGCCGUCAAACUCGUCCAUGACCUGAUGGACGAGUCAAUCUUCCUGCCGUUCCUCAAUUCCCAUGCUACCUCCGCCCACGUGUUGCCGCUAUCAGAGCCCUUGUUUCCAGCGGACGAAGACAUCAUGAUUGUGUCGAACCCCGGGUUUGACGAGCACGCCGCCAAUCGGACCCGUUCGAAGGGAAGACGCCCAUCCCCCCAGUCUUCGAAAGAUAUGGGGUCGCCGGUCUCCGCCAGUUCCCCGUCCAGUUACUCCGGCCGCUCGAACUUCUCGUUGAGUGCGAUGACUUCAAUCGGCAAGGUGGGCCAUCGGACUUCCGGCCAAGUCUCCAAUGCCAGUGGGGAUUCUGGGUCUGGCGCCUUGACCGACGACUCGGGCAGUGUGCAAUCGAAUGCGAGCACUGGGGAGCCAAUGACGCCGCCGACUACACCGCCUUCCAGCGACCCCCAUUGCAUGCACCUGGCCCACAGCCCGAAGCGCACCGACAACCCCUGGAAGAAGAUGGGAAUGAAGCUGGGUUUCAAAAAGCGCUCGGGCAACCACGGCUCGAUGAACCAGCACUACAAGCUGCCUGGUAUGGAUGAUUGA